AUGAAUUGGUCUUUUCUACUACAGCUGGUAAUAACAAUAUUGUUAAUUGUGCUGGGCGCCAACUGGUUGCUAAGCUCUUUUCUACUUGAUUUUAAGAGAGAUUUAACAGGGGUGGCUUUGUCACAGCAAUCUAGCAUAUCCAGUGUUCGUAAAGAAAAUGAAACAGCAUAUUAUCGAAGCAUUUUAGUGCCCACAGGAUUCCCAUUGACGACAGGAUUAGGGCUAUCUUUAAAAUACAAAAUAAGAAAUGGCAAUUUCGGUGAUGUUUGGAAUGCCAUAAUGGAAGUUUCCAAGGGAAAAAACAUAAUUAAAUUUACAGGAAGAGAAAAAAGUUAUUCGUUGAGUGAACUUAAUGGUAUGGCCAAGCGCAUAUUUCCGAAACUUUCCAAUAAGAAUUUCAAAAAUAUCGGUAUAGCUAAUUCUAUUGCUACCGUAGAGGGUUUUACUCUCUCCUUGGCUUCCAUGAUGACCUCUAUAAGAACAGGUUCAAUACCUCAUUUCUUGCCAGCUGUUCCUAGACAACGACUAGAAGAUGUUGAUGUCCUGAUCAUCGACUCAUGGAAGUCUUUUAAGAUGCUAAACGGCAGCGAGGAUUGGUACAAGCUUAUUGUUGUUUGCGAUGAUCCUAUCGAAUCACUACAAUUUGAUGCGAACUGUGAUGUUAUCACUUGGAAAGAACUUAUCGACGGUUUUACCAAGGAUACAGAGUACCAAUACACCCCGCCAGAUGACAACUCUGAUGAUAAGAAACUUUUUGCAUACGUAACUUCACCAUGGAAUGGAACUAAUAGUUUUAAUCAAAUCUGUCUGGUGAGUAAUAUAGCGGAAUUCAUCAAAGGGUUCCCCUUGGGAAAUGAAUUGAAUAGUAAUGAAUACCUAACCAUUUCGACAAAAUUGGCAAAUUCUAGUGCAAGCCUACAAAUUUGGGGAAAGCUUUUUGCAGUUUUGCUGCAUGGUGGGUCUGCAUCUUUCAUCAAUCCUACAACGAUAGAUUGCGAGUCGUUGCAAGAAACUACGUUACUGUUUACCGAAACAAAGGAUGUUGUCAAAUUAAUUGAUUCUAAUUCUAGAAGUGGGCUGCUGAAUAAAAUCUACUUAUCCUGGGCCACGAACUUACUGAGCGAGGGUAUUUUUACGAAAAUUGCCAGAAUCGAGCCACAUUCUCUUGAAAAAUUAAGAUGUGUUUAUUUGGCAGAUAAUGUGAAAGAUGCUGAGGUUAUUUCGACAUUUCCUGAAAAAAUUCCUCAGCUAAAAAAGACUAACCGAAGAAUCACCCCAAGCACUGAACAAUUGAAUAAAAUAAGAGCUCAAUUAGGAUCCCGUGUAGUCCUCGAGUUAUAUUGUCCCUACGCUAUCAUGGGACCUGUGGCACAUACCAAUUUUUAUGACUAUAGGGUUUUUGGAAAAUCUGUGGACGAUAACGUUGUAUGUUAUGGAACACUAAGUACAACAUUAGAAGGAAAAAUGGUAGAAACGGAAACAAACCCUCAUUUGAACAUAGAGAAGAAGCAGGGUAUGUUAUGUAUUCGUGGUUUUAGCAUAGGUAAACCAGUAGAGUCCGAUCGUUUAGAGAAAGCUUUGCAUUUAGCUGAAAGGUUUGGAGGAGGUGAAGGAUGGAUGCCUCUAGUUGGCGUUUUUGGACUAUUUGGCCAAGACGGUUGCUUAUACAUCUAUAAUCAAUGA
Messenger RNA from Saccharomyces cerevisiae S288C, 1683 nucleotides. It is a transcript of the gene DDE1, whose product is annotated as Dde1p. NCBI's taxonomy places the organism in Eukaryota, Fungi, Ascomycota, Saccharomycetes, Saccharomycetales, Saccharomycetaceae. Gene Ontology annotation, cellular component: membrane. Bases 1 to 1683 code for a protein of 560 amino acids. The transcript has a single exon. The record is from RefSeq and is marked reviewed.